Cygnus atratus (black swan) is the source of this 2117-nucleotide messenger RNA. RefSeq names its product lysophosphatidylcholine acyltransferase 1 (gene LPCAT1). The transcript is spliced from 14 exons. The record is from RefSeq and is a predicted model, not a curated record. The coding region runs from base 181 to 1764 and encodes 527 amino acids. NCBI's taxonomy places the organism in Eukaryota, Metazoa, Chordata, Aves, Anseriformes, Anatidae. Gene Ontology annotation, molecular function: calcium ion binding.
GCCGCGGGGAGGGCGGGGGCCGGCGUCUGCUGCUGGGGGAGCGAGCGGCCCCCGGCACCGGGACCGGCGGGCGCGGCGCAGCGCAGCGCCCUCGCCCGCUCCGGUCCUCGCCUUCCCUCUCCGUCCUUCUUUCCUUCUCUUCUUCCCUUCCCCGGGCCGUGCCCGUAGCCCGGCCCCGCCAUGAAGCUGAGCAGCCGCGGCCGAGGAUGCUGCGUGGCCGGCAGCCGGGAGCGCGGGCCGCCGCCGAGGAGCCCCUUCGUGCACCAGCUGCGCCUCGGCCCCCUGCAGAAAGCCAAGAUCGCCUUCAUGACCUUGACUCUGUUUCCUAUCCGACUCUUUUUUGCUGCUUUUAUGAUGUUGUUGGCCUGGCCUUUUGCGUUCAUUGCUUCAAUGGGAUCUGACGAGCAAGAGCUUGAAAAGCCCCUCUCCUGGUGGCGAAAAAUAGUGGAUGUUUUGCUGAAAGCAAUCAUGAGAAUGAUGUGGCUUGCUGGUGGAUUCCACUGGAUAAAUGUGAAAGGCAGGCGGGCGUUGCCAGCAGAAGCAGCGAUAUUAACGGUGGCUCCCCAUUCUUCCUACUUCGAUGCCAUUCCAGUAACUAUGACCUUCGCCUCCAUUGUGAUGAAAGCGGAAAGCAAAGAUAUUCCUGUUUGGGGAACUCUUAUCAAAUACAUCCGACCAGUAUUUGUGUCUCGGUCAGACCAGGAUUCUCGCAGGAAAACUGUUGAAGAGAUAAAGAGACGUGCUCAAUCUGAUGGUAAAUGGCCACAGAUAAUGAUAUUCCCAGAGGGCACUUGCACAAACCGAUCCUGUCUAAUUACAUUCAAGCCUGGAGCAUUUAUUCCUGGAGUUCCUGUACAGCCAGUGGUUUUACGUUACCCAAACAAACUGGAUACAAUCACAUGGACAUGGCAAGGCCCAGGAGCGUUAGAAAUUCUGUGGCUUACUUUGUGUCAGUUUCACAAUUCCGUGGAAAUUGAGUUUCUACCUGUGUAUAUUCCAUCAGAAGAAGAAAGAAGGAAUCCAGUGUUAUACGCCAAUAACGUCAGACGUGUAAUGGCAGAGGCAUUGGGAGUUUCAGUGACAGACUAUACAUUUGAAGACUGUCAGCUAGCCUUGGCUGAAGGACAACUUCGUCUGCCUUCAGACACGUGUCUUUUAGAAUUUGCAAAGCUUGUGAGAAGCCUUGGGCUGAAACCAGAAACACUUGAAGAUGAUCUUGAAAAAUAUGCUGCAAGUGCCAUGAAAAUGAAAGAAGAGAAGGUUGAUCUUAAGGAAUUUUCAGCAUAUUUGGAAUUUCCAGUUUCCCACACAUUAGAAAGUAUGUUUGCCCUUUUUGACGAGAAUGAAGAUGGCGUAAUUGAUGUUCGGGAAUUUGUCAUUGCUUUGUCAGUUGUCUGUAAGCCAUCCAAAACUCUGGAAACAAUUCAGGUGGCAUUUCAGCUAUACCAGUCAGAAAAUGGAACUAUAACAGAAGAUGACUUAGCUCAUAUUCUGAAGACUGCCAUGGGUGUGUCACAGAUUAAUGUUACACAUCUUUUUAGAGCUGUAGAUGAAGAAGAGAAAGGAAAGAUUACAUAUGAUGACUUCUACAGAUUUGCUGAAUUGCACCCACACUUUGCAGAAGACUAUCUCUAUCCUGAUCAGAUGGGAGCUGAGCGUGGUUUGGAGACUUCAUCUCGUUCUGCUCCUAAUGGUAUCUGUACUGACUUCAGCCCUGAAAACGCUGAAGAUAAAAACAAGCCCCUGCAGAAGAAACUGAAUUAACACUACAACUGUAAACUUCCUCUCCUGGUGAGAGGAUUCCCUUUUCUUGGGAUUUUCAUAAGUCACUCCAAUUACACAGCAAAUACCAGUUUUGUGUGUGAAAGUUCUUCUACUUCAAUACCUUUCUUUGAUUCAUACGUGCUAUAUUUAACAAUAUGUUCCAGGUUACUUUGGGGAAGGUGUUUUUAUUUUUUUUUCCAAAAGGUCUUUGAAAGGCAAAAAUGUGAAUGUGCUUCAUUAUUAAUGUUCAUAUUUAAAAGGAAGCGGCACACUUAUUUAUAUUCCACUGGCUAGUUUCAUGUACAAAGUGUCGCACAAAUUGUGCAUGUAUAAAGAAACUGUAGCUACUAUGG